AUGGGUAGAGAUUUUCCUAUAAACCUAUCUGGCUAUAUUGUGCUCCCCCUGGAGCUUCCACCUUUGCCCUCCUUACCCCUAACCGCAACUCAUAUCCUCUAUGUACGACCGCACGAGCCAAAAAUACCCGACCCUCAUUCGAACCGGUCGUUGUUCAUUGCGAAUGUCCCCAUUACAUCUACGGAAGUUCACUUCAAGCAUUUAUUUGGUACGCAGCUCUCCGCAGGACGGGUAGAGUCUGUGAGAUUUCAAGAUACAGAAGGUAAACUGCCCGGUCCUGCACCGCAGCCUGUAGCCCAGGUGGGUGGUGGCGGAGAUAAGAAGAAGCGAAAGCGAGAAACGCCAGAGGAGUUAGAAAAGCAGCUCGAGGCUGUUGCCUUUCCACGGCUAUGGGACCGCGAGAUACAGACUCCCGGUUCGCAUGCUGUCGUUGUUUUCGUCGAUAAGCCUAGCAUGGAAGCUAGCUUGAAAGCUGUUAAGAAGGCUGCGAAGUCCAAGUCAAAAAUCGUAUGGGGACAAGGAGUCGAGGAGAAGCUACCGGCGCUGGGUUCAAAACGAUACGAAACCCAUGAGCGUUUAAGGUUUCCUCCAAAAGAAGAGCUGUUACGCUUUGCGAACGAAUAUAUGACUAUCUACGACCGGCUCGACCAGGCUCGAGCCCGCGAAGCUACUUCCGGGACACAGGUAGCGGACGAAGAUGGGUUUAUUAUGGUAGCAACAGGACGGAAAAAUAAUGCUGAGCGAGAGGAGGAAUUAAAAUCGUUGGCGGAGAAGCAGAAGGGUAAGAGUAAGGGACUAGAGGACUUCUAUCGCUUCCAGAUGAGAGAGAAACGGAAAGAGAAGCAGACUGAGCUGCUGAGGAAGUUUGAGGAGGAUAAGAAAAAGGUGGAGGAAAUGAAGAAGAUACGAGGGAAGAUCGCGCCUGAGUGA
This is a messenger RNA of Ophidiomyces ophidiicola, 930 nucleotides long. RefSeq lists its product as uncharacterized. Gene Ontology annotation, biological process: rRNA processing; ribosomal small subunit assembly. Gene Ontology annotation, cellular component: UTP-C complex; CURI complex. The record is from RefSeq and is a predicted model, not a curated record. NCBI's taxonomy places the organism in Eukaryota, Fungi, Ascomycota, Eurotiomycetes, Onygenales, Onygenaceae. Bases 1 to 930 code for a protein of 309 amino acids. The transcript has 2 exons.